GACACUGGGGGCGGGGUUUGUGCUUGGUUGUGAGACGGUGGCUGCUGCUUAUCAGGAAGCUCCCCCAGUAUCCAGCAGCCAGUUAUCCCGGCGGGCUCUGACUGACACACGGGUUGUGCAGCGGCGGCAUGGCCUCUCUGACAGCAGAGGAGAGCGGCUCCUACAAGGUGCGGUCGGUAUCUGUCGAUCUGAACACUGACCCAUCUCUGCAGAUUGAUAUUCCAGAUGCCCUGAGUGAGAGAGACAAAGUCAAGUUCACUGUCCAUACAAAGACCACACUAAGCACUUUUCAGAGUCCGGAGUUCUCCGUGAUACGUCAGCAUGAAGAUUUCAUCUGGUUACAUGAUGCUCUUACCGAAACUGAGGAGUAUGCGGGUUUUAUUAUUCCACCAGCACCUGCAAAACCUGACUUUGAUGGACCCAGAGACAAAAUGCAGAAGCUGGGUGAAGGAGAGGGAUCCAUGACAAAGGAUGAAUUUGCCAAAAUGAAACAGGAAUUAGAAGCUGAAUAUCUGGCGGUGUUUAAAAAGACUGUAUCGGUCCACGAAGUCUUUCUCCAGAGACUUUCCUCUCACCCUAUCUUGAGCAAAGACCACAACUUCCAUAUAUUCCUGGAAUAUGACCAAGAUUUGAGUGUGAGGAGGAAAAAUACCAAAGAGAUGUUUGGUGGAUUUUUCCGAAGCAUGGUGAAAAGUGCAGAUGAAGUUCUUCUUUCUGGAGUAAAGGAAGUUGAUGAAUUCUUUGAGCAAGAAAAAAUGUUCCUUGUCAAUUACCACAAUAGGAUCAAGGAUUCCUGUAUUAAAGCUGACAAAAUGACAAGAUCCCACAAAAAUGUUGCUGAUGACUACAUCCAUAUUUCGGCUGCAUUGACCUCACUAGCUGAUGAGGAGAACACUCCAGUUAGAAAAUACUUACUAAAGCUGGCAGAGUUAUUUGAAAAACUCCGGAAAGUAGAGGCCAGAGUUGCAUCAGAUGAAGACUUAAAACUGUCUGAACUGUUAAGAUACUACGUGCUCAAUAUUGAGGCAGCCAAGGACCUGUUGCACAGAAGGACAAAGAGACUGGGUGAAUAUGAGAAUUCUAACAAAGCUCUUGAUAAAGCUAGGUUGAAAAGCAAAGACGUGAAACAGGCGGAGUUGCAUCAGCAAGAGUGCUGCCAGAAGUUUGAGAAGCUCUCAGAGUCUGGGAAACAAGAGCUGAUUAGCUUCAAACGAAGGAGAGUAUCCGCCUUUCGGAAAAACCUUGUGGAGAUGACAGAACUAGAAAUCAAGCAUGCCAAGAAUAACAUCUCCUUAUUACAAAGCUGCAUUGAUCUCUUUAAGAACAGCUAAACUGAGUGAGAUGAUGACCUCAAGAAGCAAAUUGCACUUCCGCCAUCCUGAGCAGAGCAGCUGCGUAGUUACAUGUGAUCUUACCUUUGUGUCUUAGAAGAUUACCAUGGUAUAAGUCCACUCGUCAAUGUUUGUAAAGAUGGAAAAAUCUAAAAUUACUUCUUCUAGAGAUGACAUAUUUUCUUUAAUCUUUUCAUAAAAAAGUUUACGCUGAUAUUUUCAAAGUAUUUUUCGCUUGAGCUAUUUUUUCAGCGAAAUACGUUUUUCUGCAUUGUAUAUAUAUAAAGCUAUACACUAGGUUCUAAAUUUAUAUUCCUUUGUUUUGAAAAUACUGCUUUACCUAGUAAUAAAAUGGUCAAAUUUAGAGAGAGCCCGUCA
Messenger RNA from Pseudophryne corroboree (corroboree frog), 1709 nucleotides. It is a transcript of the gene SNX5, whose product is annotated as sorting nexin 5. Lineage: Eukaryota; Metazoa; Chordata; Amphibia; Anura; Myobatrachidae. Gene Ontology annotation, molecular function: phosphatidylinositol binding; dynactin binding. Gene Ontology annotation, cellular component: endosome. Bases 129 to 1331 code for a protein of 400 amino acids. The transcript has 13 exons. The record is from RefSeq and is a predicted model, not a curated record. Gene Ontology annotation, biological process: pinocytosis; retrograde transport, endosome to Golgi; intracellular protein transport.